Messenger RNA from Klebsormidium nitens, 2503 nucleotides. NCBI's taxonomy places the organism in Eukaryota, Viridiplantae, Streptophyta, Klebsormidiophyceae, Klebsormidiales, Klebsormidiaceae. The record is from the annotation of a GenBank genome assembly.
GGGGAUCCCCUGCAAUUGCGCAGCUGUCUGAAGAAUUUCUCUAAGCUUGCAAUCUUCCUGCAUUGAUUAAUGAAUUGGAAUUUGGGAGCGCUUCUUUCGGAUGAGCUCCUUGCACGGCGCUGUUUUGCCUGGCGUCUGUGGCCUUCUCGACGAGAGAGCGAAUGAGCACCCACGUCUUUGUUGCUCUGCUAAUGAGUUCCUCUAAACCCGCGGGGUUGAACUUCUAAGAAGUCAACCAACAAUGUGCAGCGCGAAUUGCCUGGGCCGUCAGGCCUUCUUGACCUUGUUGGCGAUACUGGUGUUUCUCUCAAAUUUUGCAAACACGUAUGCUGCGCCGGUGAAUGCAAGAUUCAAGACCUUGGGUCCUAAGGACGAGUUGCCUCGAUUGACUGUCUAUGUCAUCAGCCCCCCUUUUGCUGGCCACUAUAUACCUCUGCUGUCUAUCGCCUCAGAGCUCCACUUGCGGGGUCACAAUGUCACCUUCUUGGCGCAAGUUCAGAGGGACAACGAGGACGUCCCCAAACGUUCUGUCAGCGAAGCAGGAAUCGCCUUCCGAGCUUUGGGAUUCACCCCACUGAAUAAGACUGAGUUGGAGGACAUCGUUAAUCAGACACGAAGCGGCACCAACCUGCUGGGCGCCGUGAAGCACUUCUCGGAAGCUGACACCAGCGCUUACGUGGACUUGGACAAGCUUCUGACCCACGAACCUCAUCCAGACGUCCUGGUCGUCUGCAACGUGUACCGAGGAAUGGGCACGAGCAUUUAUCGCAAGCACGGCAUUCCGGUGGUUUUAAAUUACAUGUUGGAGAACUAUUUCUGGCGACCUCAUUGGCCGUAUCCCGUGCUUGGAUCCGGGCUCUCCGACCGUAUGACCUUCCCCCAACGCCUCAAAAACGAGCUCGUCAGCUUCGUGAACAGUUACCUGAUUGAACCAUACCUCGUGCGAACCCACAUCCCCGAAACCCUCCGCAAACAUGGAUUAAACCCCCGAAACGGGCUCCGGACCAUUUUUGACAUGCACGGGAUGCCUUCGAUCUUAAAUGCUGCGCCCGGGUUUGAUUUCCCCGCCCCACUUCCCCCCAACGUGAUCCAAACCGGGCCGUUAACUGUGCCUACCAUGCAAGCUUUCCCCAAACCCCUGCAAGCGUGGCUCGACUCCAAGCCGGUUAAGUCUGUGGUUCUAGUUAGUCUGGGGACGGUUAACGUUAUUGACGAGCGCAUUGCCCGACUGAUUGUGGAGGGACUGGGAGCAACCCGGGUUAACGUGCUGUGGGCUUUGAGGGGUGUUUAUCAAGAGACUCUGGCCGGGUUGAAUGUCCCAAGCACUUUUCGGCUGAAGGAAUGGAUCCCCCAGCGGGCGGUGCUGGCGCAUCGGGCGGUGGCUGCAAUGGUGACGCACUGCGGCAACAACGGGGUGCAGGAAGCUCUGGCAAACGCGGUGCCACCUGUCGGCAUUCCCUUCGUUGCUGACCAAACGGACGUGGGCGCCCGGCUGGCCGCGGCCGGCUUCCCCGUCCUCAACCUGGCAACCGUCACCCCGUCCGAGCUGACGUCUGCCGUCCAAAAGGUGACGUCAGCUGGGCCGGAUGGGGUAAACGAGUAUCAGCAAAAGGCGCAGAGGCUGGCGCGGAUCUUCCGGGCGUACGGGGGCGUCGAAAAGGCGGCAGAUUUCGUGGAGCAUAUUGCGGAGGUGGGCUCCGAUCACCUGCAAAUGGCUGGCCUUUCAAUGCCGUGGUACGUUCGGCACCGAUACGACACCGGGCUGUUCUUGCUGGUCUUGGUGGGACUCCUUUUGCUUGGCGUUGUCAAGUUGUUCACGGGGGUGUACAAGGGGUUUCGAGCCUUGGUCUCAAACAAGAACAAGACCGAUUGAGUAAAGCGAUGUUCUUCCUGGUCUUGACGGGACUCCUUUUGCUUGGCGUUGUGAAGUUAUUCACAGGGGUGUACACGGGGUUUCGAGCCAUACUUUCAAACAAGAACAAAACUGAUUGAGAGGCUCCGACGUUCUUCCUGCUCCGAUGGGGCGAAUCCUUCUGCUCGGCGUUGUUGAGUUAUUCAGCGGAGCGUACAAGGGGUUUCGAGCCCCAAUCUCGAACAAGAACAAACCCAAUUGAGGGGGCGCGACAUUCUGGUGGGUUGUUCUAUCGGCGUACGUUGUUACAUUAUGCAUAAUAACGUACACGGGUUUCUAAGGCCGCAUGGUCCCAGAGCGCAUCGCAAAACCGAUUGAGCGGGAUCCUCACGUUAAGGGUUUUCCGAAUCAUUUCGGAAAAUGGUACACUGGCCGACCAUGCCCGCACAGACUUGCUGUUCAUGUUUUGGAACUGGGCUGAACCUUGCGUACGAUCUAGGGUUGUCAUUGGUAGCAGAGAUGCCGCUGAGGAAGAAAUACAAGUUUCAGAAAUGCUGAACAUAAAAGUCUGUCGAGUGGUCUGAUUACUAUCUGUCGCCAAAGCCCGGCCGGCCAAUUCAUAAUCGACCCCCCGGCGGCGUUCAAACCGGC